Molecule: messenger RNA, 261 nt
Organism: Penicillium argentinense
Lineage: Eukaryota; Fungi; Ascomycota; Eurotiomycetes; Eurotiales; Aspergillaceae
Product: YOS1 family protein
Exons: 4
Coding region: 1-261 (86 amino acids)
Biological process (GO): endoplasmic reticulum to Golgi vesicle-mediated transport
Cellular component (GO): COPII-coated ER to Golgi transport vesicle; Golgi membrane; endoplasmic reticulum membrane
Source: RefSeq, a predicted model, not a curated record
AUGUUUCUCUUCGGUCUUGGGAAGCUUGUCUACGUCAUUGUCCUCAUCAUCAACGCGAUCGCCGUCCUCUCCGAGGACCGAUUCCUCGCUCGCAUCGGAUGGGGUCGCACACAAGCUGAGCCGGGCUUCGGCGCAUCCUACGACAGCACGAGUGUGAAGGCAAAGUCGGUUAACUUGAUUGCCAGCGUGCGGACAGUCAUGCGGAUCCCCUUGAUCGUCAUCAACACAAUCAUCAUUGUAUACGAGCUUAUUCUUGGAUGA